Molecule: messenger RNA, 2793 nt
Organism: Anneissia japonica
Lineage: Eukaryota; Metazoa; Echinodermata; Crinoidea; Comatulida; Comatulidae
Product: 26S proteasome non-ATPase regulatory subunit 1-like
Exons: 13
Coding region: 188-2161 (657 amino acids)
Biological process (GO): proteasome-mediated ubiquitin-dependent protein catabolic process
Cellular component (GO): proteasome regulatory particle, base subcomplex; nucleus; proteasome storage granule
Source: RefSeq, a predicted model, not a curated record
AGAAGAAAAAUCACAUCAAGCCAAACUGGAGAAAUUAGCAGCCAUUUUAUCUGGAGAAACAAGCAUUGGUUUAAAGUUACAAUUCCUAAUAAGGAGUAAUCAUACAGAUCUCCUUAUCCUAAAAAAUACAAAGGAAGCAGUAAGAAAUUCAGUUUGUCAUAAUGCAACUGUUAUUUCAAAUGCAUUCAUGCACAGUGGAACAACUAGUGAUGCUUUUUUAAGAGACAACCUAGAAUGGCUUGCAAGGGCAACAAAUUGGGCAAAGUUCACCGCAACAGCUAGUUUAGGAGUUAUUCACAAAGGGCAUGAGAAGGAGGCCCUCAAUCUUAUGUCUACUUACCUACCAAAGGACUCGGGUCCCGGCAGUGCUUACCAAGAAGGAGGCGGCCUAUAUGCACUAGGCCUCAUUCAUGCAAAUCAUGGCGCUGCUAUUACUGAAUACCUUCUCAACCAGCUGAAGGAUGCUAGCACUGAUAUGGUACGUCAUGGUGGUUGUUUAGGCCUUGGCCUGGCUGCUAUGGGCACAGCUCGCCUGGACAUCUACGAACAACUCAAGUUCAACCUGUACCAGGAUGAUGCAAUCACUGGAGAAGCAGCAGGGCUAGCUAUGGGCCUAGUAAUGUUGGGCUCAAAGUCUGCUAAAGCUAUUGAAGAUAUGGUCAGCUAUGCCCAGGAGACUCAACAUGAGAAGAUUCUACGAGGAUUGUGCCUUGGCAUAGCAUUGACAAUGUAUGGUAGGUUAGAAGAAGCAGACACUCUUAUUGAAAGUCUUGCCAGGGACAAGGACCCAAUCCUUCGACGUUCUGGUAUGUACACCAUAGCGCUGGCAUACUGUGGGACAGGAAACAAUAAGGCCAUUCGUCGUUUACUGCAUGUUGCUGUGAGUGAUGUCGACGAUGAUGUCAGGCGGGCUGCUGUCACUGCACUUGGUUUCUUACUCCUAAGGCAACCUGAACAGUGUCCAAGUGUUGUGUCCCUGUUGUCAGAGAGUUACAAUUCACACGUGCGGUAUGGCGCAGCCAUGGCCCUUGGAAUCGCAUGUGCAGGCUCAGGAAACAAAGAAGCCCUUGGUAUCUUAGAGCCAAUGUUAAAUGAUCCAGUUAAUUACGUACGACAGGGUGCUCUAAUAUCUUCUGCGAUCAUCCUUAUUCAACAAACUGAAGUUACUUGCCCAAAGGUGACAUAUUUCAAGAGUGUUUACAGCAAGACCUUGGCGGACAAGCAUGAGGACGUGAUGGCUAAAUUUGGUGCAAUCCUUGCACAGGGUAUCAUAGAUGCAGGUGGUCGAAAUGUCACCAUUAGUCUGCAGUCACAGAGUGGUCACAUGCACACGCCCUCUAUUGUUGGCAUGUUUGUGUUCAUCCACUUUUGGUACUGGUUCCCUCUGGCACACUUCCUCUCGCUUGCAUUCUCCCCAACUGCUGUCAUCGCACUGAACAGCGAUUUGAACAUGCCCAUCAUGGAAUUCAAGUCAAGUGCCAAGCCAUCAACAUAUGGAUACCCACCACCGUUGGAAACACCCAAGGAGAAAGAAAAGGAGAAGGUAACAACGGCUGUGCUGUCAAUCACCGCAAAGGCGAAGAAGCGUGAAAAAAAAGAAGACAAAGAGGAGAAAAUGGAAGUGGAUGAUACUGCUGAGGCUACUGUCAAAGAAGAAAAGGAUACUGAGAAAAGUGAAGCAACAAAGAAGGAUGCAAAGAAAAAGGAAGGAGACAAGAAGAGUGAGAAAAAGGAAGGAGAAAAGAAGAGUGAGAAAAAGGAAGGAGAAAAGAAGAGUGAGAAGAAGGAAAGCAAAGAAGACACAAUUGAGAAGGCUGAGAAGAAAACUGGAAAAGAAAAGAAAGAGGAUAAGAAAGAAAAGAAAGCAGAUGAUAAGAAGGAGAGUAAAGAGAAGAAAGUUGAGCCUGCCUUUGAAAUAAUGUCCAAUCCUGCAAGAGUGAUGACAGCCCAACUGAAAGUUCUGUCACUGGAGGGCAGCAGAUAUGAACCACUUAAGCCGUUGUCCAGCGGAGGAAUUGUAUUGAUGAAAACCAGCCGAGCCUUCACAGAAGAAGAACCUGAACGCUUUGUAGAGUCCGUGCCAGCUGGUGGACCAUCCCUUGCUGAAGAAGAGAAGGAACCAGAACCACCAGAGCCAUUUGAAUAUGUAGAGGAGGAAUGAGGGCACUGUUUAAUUUAUAUGCUACAACUCUUACUGUUUUUGAAGCCUAAAGCCCAGCCCAGACUAUCAAUUAUAUUCGACAAAAACGUGACAUUCUUAAAUAUGGUCAUGAUGACAUCACAUCAUGAACAUAUAUAGGCACAUCAUGACUAAAUGUGAGCAUGCAACAGAUUUCUUUUGUCGCAGAAAAUUUGGUAGUCUGGACAGAAAUUUAAAAUAUGGUAUUUGAAGAAAAAAUGCAUUAUUAAUCGAAGUACCUAAUGGCAACAUUUCUUUUACUACCUGAAAUAUAUUAAUUUUACAUGCAUAAGAGCCACUUAGACCAAAUAAGCCAAAUUGUAUGUAGGCAAAGGUAUUUGAAAUCUGUUCUCACAAUGUUAUGUUCUUUGGCUGUGAAAAUAUAUUAAAAAAAAGUUUUUAUAAUGCAAGAUAAUUAAAUAUAAUGAUGUGGACUUCUAUGUUAAAAUUUAUUGAAUGGAAUUUGAUAUUUCACUCAUAUUUAUCUCUGCAAAUAUUAGUGAUGUAUUCAUCACAUUUUUCUGUUACUAAUUAACAGAGUACCUCAUUGUACCCCAUUCUGAGUGUUGAGAGCACUGACAAUUAUAAACAGAAUAAAGCAUUGAAAGCUUAAA